AUGUACAAUAUCAGAGUGUAUUCCAAAAUGGAGGAACAACUACUACUAAUUGUUGUUAUAUGGUACAUACAGAAAGUACCUGCUGUAGAUGUCAUUAGGUCGUUCGAUUUAAUUGCAGCUGGAGACCAAUCAGGAUGUGCGCUCUUUAACAAUGCUGCUACUCCUGCAAGGAUAUUGACUCCAGGUCCACUAAUAUCGGGCUUUAAUAUGCCUGGACUUGGCGAAAAUGGUCCCCUAGAAGAAAAGGAAGCAACUGUUGGCACAUGUUUGUUUCCGAAUUCUGUUCCUUUGAAUGAUAUUGUUGCAACAGGGGAUGAUCCACGUUUUUUUUCGGUCAUGAGUAUCAUGGCGGUGCCACCAGCAUUUUUCACUGCUUCUCCUUUUUCGAUUCUUGACAAAUCACCACUGGCAGAUUCGCCCACAUAUUUAGCUCCAUUGCCUAAAACUGCUACCGCUCUUAUCUUUCUAUCAGUUGUAGUAGCAGCAACAGUGAGAAUCCACGGAGCUCCAUUCUUUAAAGUACCAACAGCCGGGGGAGGAGGCAUUCCGUUGUCGUUGAAUGAAGGAUGUUUUGGAGUUAUUCCAGAAUCUAGCAAACCAAUAAUCACACCUUUACCAGAAUUUGAAACAUUCCACAAGCCAACAUUCUGUACUUUUGCUGAUCAUUUUACUUAUCAAAAUGAUUUAGAAACUUACAUUGUGCAGCUUGAGUUGCCUGAUGAUUUUGUUUUCUCUGAUUCAAAAGAUUUAUACCUCUGGCAUCAAUCAUUUUUGCCUACAACUUCAGCAAAUUCUGAUCUUUCAUCGCGCAUUAUUUAUUCUUAUCGUCAUGUGUUUAAUGGAUUUGCUGCAAUGUUGUCAUCAGAUGAAGUGAAAAUGAUGGAAAAACAACCAGGAUUCGUAUCCGCGCGUCCCCAAAGAGUGCUACAGUUGCAUACCACACACAGUCCAAAUUUCCUUGGGUUGCACCAGAAUGUUGGCUUGUGGAAUGCCUCAAAUUCUGGUAAAGGUGUGAUUAUUGGUUUAUUAGACUCUGGAAUAAAUCCAAAACAUCCUUCAUUCAACGAUCACGGAAUGCCUCCUCCCCCUGCUAAAUGGAAAGGCAAAUGUGAGUUCAAUUACAAAGCUUGUAACAACAAGCUUAUUGGAGCACGAAACCUUGUGAAGACGGCUAAGUCACCUUUGGAUGGAGAUGGACAUGGGACACAUACUUCAAGUACAGCCGCUGGAAACUUUGUAGUUGGUGCCAAUUUUCUUGGUAAUGCUAAUGGCACUGCUGUUGGUAUUGCACCCGGUGCUCAUGUGGCCAUGUACAGAGUCUGUGAUACCGAUGGUUGUCCAGAAGUUUUUAUCUUAGCCGGUUAUGAUGCUGCCAUUGAAGACGGGGUGGAUGUGAUCUCCAUUUCCAUUGGAGCAACAGCUGUACCUCCUUAUGAAGAAAUCAUGGCAAUUGGAGCGUAUAGAGCAAUUGAAAAGGGGAUUUUUGUAAGUUGCUCAGCUGGAAAUAGUGGACCAUCUAGUGCUACUGUAGAGAAUGGAUCCCCAUGGAUUCUAACUGUUGGUGCUAGUUCAACAGAUAGAAAGAUCAGUGCGGUAGCUGUUUUGGGUAAUGGAGCUGAAUAUGAGGGUGAAUCAGCCUUUCAAUCAACAAACAUCUCAAAAAAAUUAUUGCCCCUCAUAAAUGGUGGUGAUUGUGAGUCAUUGGCUAGCAUUGAUGUCAGGGGUAAAAUAGUGUUGUGUGGAGCCAUGGGUAGCUUGUCUGGAAUCGAAAUAGGACAAGAAGUGAAAAAAGCUGGUGGCGCUGCCAUGAUUCUCAAGAACGAAGAAGAGCAAGGCUAUACAACAUUUGUAACUGUUCAUGUCCUUCCUGCCACACAUGUUAGUUACCUCGACGGACUAAAGAUCAUAGAAUACAUAAAAUCAACAUCAACCCCCGUUGCAACAAUAUCAUUCAAGGGAACAAGAAUUGGAGACAAGCACGCACCAGUAGUUGCUUCCUUCUCUUCUAGGGGACCAUAUACCAUAAGUCAAGGCAUAUUAAAGCCUGACAUCAUUGGGCCUGGAGUGAACAUCCUUGCGGCAUGGAUCAAACCCCCUGCAGGGGUGAUACCAUCUGCUACAUCAACAUUCAACAUUAUUUCUGGUACGUCGAUGUCUUGCCCUCACCUUGCAGGAGUAGCAGCAUUGUUAAAGAGUGCACAUCCCGAUUGGUCUCCAGCUGCAAUUAAGUCUGCAAUCAUGACGACUGCUGAUUUAGUGAACCUUGGCAACAAUCCGAUUCAGGAUGAAAAACUCAACCCUGCUGAUCUACUUACAAUUGGAUCAGGGCAUGUAAACCCAUCAAAGGCAAAUGAUCCGGGCCUAGUUUAUGACAUCCAACCCCAAGAUUAUGUGCCUUACUUAUGCGGCCUAAAGUACACUGAUCAACAAGUUAGUACCAUUGUGAAUAAGAAGGUACAUUGCACGUCGAGCAUAGCUGAAGCAGAGUUGAACUAUCCUUCAUUUUCAAUUGAUCUUGGAUCAAGUGCUCAAACGUACACAAGGACCGUUAUUAAUGUUGGUGAGGCUAAUUCGACUUACACAGUUGAAGUAAUUGGAGUUGAAGGCGUCGUGUUGAGUAUUAAACCUAGUAUAUUGAAAUUUUCAGCUUUGAACCAGAAGUUGUCCUAUGAAGUAACAUUUAAGCGCUCAACUUCAACAGAUUCUUCACAAGGAUACAUAAAUUGGUCUUCAGGCAAGUACUCUGUUAGGAGUCCAGUAUCAAUUUUCAAAUUGUAG
Solanum stenotomum is the source of this 2778-nucleotide messenger RNA. RefSeq names its product subtilisin-like protease. Lineage: Eukaryota; Viridiplantae; Streptophyta; Magnoliopsida; Solanales; Solanaceae. The record is from RefSeq and is a predicted model, not a curated record. Gene Ontology annotation, molecular function: serine-type endopeptidase activity. Bases 1 to 2778 code for a protein of 925 amino acids. The transcript is spliced from 7 exons. Gene Ontology annotation, biological process: proteolysis.